UUCUAUCUUAAUACGGCCCCCAAACUUUGCGAGUCGGCCUUGAGACAAGAUCAUCGAGCUGUAGGCUGCGUGACCAAGAGCCGAUUUAGGCAAAUUAUAGCUCCGCCAUGUUAUACAUGAUUAUCAAACGGAUUAAGAGAACCAAAAACAAGGGGUAUCCUUACCUACAGACAAAUGACGUGCAUUCGGCUCGGGACGUCCCUCAUCUGCCCAUGAGUCGAGGCCAGCUCCCCUGUCAAUGUCAGUCCAUGCUAGAUCGAGCAAGCAGAAACCGGCGAGAGUUCCCAAAGGCACAGCAGCGGGCCUGCACCAGCCCCUGGCAGGCCCGACACAGCAGCCCUGCGGACUUCGCCUGCAGGGGCUCUUCAGGCGGCAACGGCGGCGGCGGCGGGCGUUCCCCUCGCUCUCUUCUUCUUCCCCCUGAUCGCCCGGAAGCGACGCCCGCCCCCUUUUCCGGGCGCGCAUCCCUCCCUACAACGUCCAGCCGGGCCUGUCGAUCCGAUGCCUGCUUGUCGUAUCUAGAUAGGAUCUCACCCCCAGCGCGGCAGUCGGCGUCUCUUGGGUGGCGGAGCCGCGCGGUAUUGUAUCGCCACUUUGGAGGCCCCGAGCUCGUACGAGGGCAUAAGUUACAUGCGCGCCGGGGCGACGCACGCUACCUAGGUUUGCUCUCGCCCGACCGCCGGCGGGCCGUAACGCUCCCAAAGCGAGACCUGGGAGUACAAACAUCUAGUGUGCGGUGCAGUAGGGACAAAGGACGACGCUGAUGCUGACGACGACGAAGACGACGAUGUGCGAGGGUGAUCGGGCGCGGUUUUGGCGACGUGAGAGCUGAGCGGACGACCGCGUUGCUUUUACCCGCCGUCGCACCAUGGCACUGGGAU
Messenger RNA from Aplosporella prunicola CBS 121167, 881 nucleotides. RefSeq lists its product as uncharacterized. NCBI's taxonomy places the organism in Eukaryota, Fungi, Ascomycota, Dothideomycetes, Botryosphaeriales, Aplosporellaceae. The record is from RefSeq and is a predicted model, not a curated record. The coding region runs from base 108 to 764 and encodes 218 amino acids. The transcript has a single exon.